Molecule: messenger RNA, 4100 nt
Organism: Conger conger (European conger)
Lineage: Eukaryota; Metazoa; Chordata; Actinopteri; Anguilliformes; Congridae
Product: multidrug and toxin extrusion protein 1-like
Exons: 17
Coding region: 285-2087 (600 amino acids)
Biological process (GO): xenobiotic detoxification by transmembrane export across the plasma membrane
Cellular component (GO): membrane
Molecular function (GO): antiporter activity; xenobiotic transmembrane transporter activity
Source: RefSeq, a predicted model, not a curated record
GGCCUGGGUCUUGUGCAUGAAAGCACGCGCUGCAAAUUAUUAUGCGCCUCAAGUAAAAAAGACUUGACGCCUAAGCCACACUGAGUUCAAAAUACUUUUUCAUUUGGCUGACUGUCCGGUUAAACACAGCUCUCCAUGUCAAGAGUUUGUUCCUCCCACCUCCUCAUAGGCUGUUGCAUCUGCAUCGUCUUGAUUGGCGAGUCCACCAAGCUAUAAUUGUUGAGAUUGUUGGAGAUGAGUUCAGUCUGACAGUGGAUCCUAAAUAGUAACCUUCACAUAAAACGAUGUCUUUGAAAAUGGAUGACAUAAAAACUAAAACAAUCGAGACAAAUGGCGAGAUAAACUGUGAUAAAAGUUCUGUCUCGAAAUCCACGUCAGAUUCAAGGAUAGCUUGUGGUGCGUGUCUUAGACUUUGGCGCAGCUGGUUACCCAUCGGAUACAAAGAAGAAAUCGUGGAAGUUGUGAAAUUAGCAGGACCUGUGGUCAUCUCACAGCUCAUGAUCUACCUGAUCAGCUUCAUCAGUGCUGUGUUCUGUGGACAUUUGGGAAAGGUAGAACUGGCAGGAGUGUCUCUAGCCAUAGCUGUGAUAAAUGUUACUGGGAUAUCUAUUGGAGCUGGUUUAGCAUCUGCUUGUGACACACUGAUAUCUCAGACGUUUGGGAGCAAUAACCUGAAGAGAGUCGGGAUCAUUCUACAGAGAGGGAUUCUCAUUCUGCUGUUAGCAUGUUUCCCAUGCUGGGCCAUCCUCAUAAACACAGAGGCCAUCCUUCUGGCUGUACGGCAGGAUCCAGCGGUGGCCAAGCUCUCGCAGCUUUAUGUGAAGAUAUUUAUGCCUGCACUUCCAGCAGCAUUCAUGUAUCAGCUACAGGGGAGAUAUCUGCAGAAUCAGGGUAUCAUUUGGCCCCAGGUCUUCACGGGAAUAGCAGGCAAUAUUGUGAACGUACUGGCCAACUACAUACUACUGUAUGUGCUGGACCUGGGAGUGGCCGGGUCAGCAGCUUCCAAUGCCAUCGCCCAGUUCUCCUUGGCUGUGUUCCUGUUUGCCUACAUCGUCUGGAGGGGCUUGCAUAUGAAGACCUGGGGAGGUUGGUCUGUUCAGUGUCUGCAGGAAUGGGACACCUUCAUCAAUCUCGCCAUUCCCAGCAUGCUUAUGCUCUGUCUGGAGUGGUGGACCUACGAAAUUGGAAGUUUCCUGGCAGGACUGAUCGGUGAAGUUGAGCUGGGAGCACAAUCUAUAGCAUACCAGAUGGGCUCCAUUUCAUACAUGUUCCCUCUAGGGUUUUCUGUAGCUGCCAGUGUCCGUGUGGGCAAUGCACUGGGUGCUGGGAAGACCGCUCAGGCCCAGCUGUCCGGCAAGGUGGCUGUAGUCUGUGCUGCAAUAGUCUCAUGUUUUGUGGCUUUAACCAUCGGGAAUCUGAAGAAUGUGAUCGGCUAUAUUUUCACAAAUGACACGGAAAUUGUGGCCAGGGUAAAGGAUGUCAUGGUGUUGUAUGCCUCCUUCCAUCUCUUUGACUGCAUGGCGGGCGUAACGGGAGGAAUCGUGAGGGGGGCUGGGAAGCAGGCGAUUGGGGCAGUUUGUAACCUGGUGGGGUACUACUUUAUAGGCCUUCCCAUCGGAGCAUCCUUGAUGUUUGCUGCACAUUUGGGGAUCAUAGGGUUGUGGGUAGGCUUCUUGUUUUGUGCCUUUAUGCAGGCUCUGUUCUUCAUCAUAUUCCUGGUAAAACUCAACUGGAAGAAAACCACUCAGGAGGCGUUGAUUCGGGCUGGAGCGCAGCCCUCUGCCGAUGCAGAGGAGAGUGCAGCAGAGCAGGGCCCUGCCCUGGAUAAACUGGGCUCCUCCCAGGCCCUAACUCUGGAGGGCCAGGAGUGUGAGGGCUUCUCUUCAGGCAGCAGCAGGGACCUGGAGAGGCUCAGCGGGGACGGAGGGGAGGCUGAGGAUGGGGAUCAGCAGGCCCGCAGCGCAGCAGGUCAGGUGCUGUCUAUCAGGCAGCUGGUUCUGCGGCGGCUGCUGGUCACCUUCGGAAUGCUGCUCCUAUUGGCUGCGGGAAUCACUUGCAGCAUCUUGCUCCCACCCCUUCUCAAGUAAAGGGCCUGAGCCAAGCUGGGCCACGGACUGGGACAGGGACUCGGAUAACCCUGAACAGGCUGGGAUAGAGACUCGGAUAACCCCUGACCUCAGCGAGCACCACUCCACCAAUUCCCUCUGAGACUGCUGGACUGACAGACCGGUCAGAUCACAGGCUUCCCAGAAGGGGUUCAUUUAUUAUUAUUUUUAAUCUUUUAAUUGAUUCACAAGUUAGGAUGGAAAAAGUCUGAAAGGGACUUAACCUUUUUAAUGUCUUUUUUUUUGUUGUUGUUCUUGUUUCUUGUUGAUUCAUUUGUUUUUACACUUGAAUGACUCCGACAUGUUGAAAGUAAAAUAAAACCAGAAAACAGCUGUCUACUGGUUUUGAUCAAGUUUUGUUUUAUAAUUUAGUCGAUUUGCAGGUGCUUAUAUUCAAAAUGAUUUUAAAAAGUGCAUUUAGCCUGAGCAAAUUCCAGUAGAGCUAGCAAUCGUCAGAGUCUGGCGCUAUUGUAAAGGUGCAUGCAUGCCUCAAGCCCUCCAAAAUAACAGCGGAGGGUUGAUUAUAUUUAUUUCUUUAUUUAUUGUUUUUAGAAGCUUUUUGCAAGGUGGAGCAUCACAGGGCAGCCUGUAGCCUAGUGACUAAGGUACAUGACUGGGACCCGGAAGGUUGGUGGCCAAGCCCAAUACAAUCUACAGCUAUUGGGCCCUUGAGCAAGGCCCCUAACCCCACAUUGCUCCUGGGGGGGCUUAUCCCCUGCUUAGUCUAAUCAACUAAGUCACUUUGGAUAAAAGCAUCAGCUAAAUGACAAAUUACAAUUAUAAUUUAAGAAGGCCUUUUUACUCAUGUGUUUGUUCUUUCAUGUGCAAUUGCUAGUUUAGUUCAGCUACAUAUUGAUAUAGCAAAAGCCCCUGACUUGACCAUGAGCCACCAUGAACACAUUUAUGGCUCAAAUAAGAUGAGCAGUCACAUGACAUAGUGUAUGUAUUCUUCUUUUUCAAAAUAUUUUAUUUGUACAGGAAAUCACAAUUGUUUUAACAGUAAAUACUGUAUUACAGUAAGUUAAAUUAAGGCCUAUUAUGUGGUUUUUUCCUGAUUUUAUUUAUUUUUGUUCUGAUAAUUACUCUCAUCCUGUCUGGUGGUGAAGUCUUGCAAAUACCUUUAAUACUGGCACAAAGACAGAAGUGGACAGUUGGCAUUCUUGUGGUUGAAAUUGGCAAUAGUUUAAUCCUAAGAGAAUAAACACAAUUUUGCUCUUUCACCUGUACAGCAGAGUUCUAAUCGCUUGGAGCUAUACUGCUUUUCUUGUUUUUGAGUAACAGUACUUCCAGCUGGUACAAUGCAUCUACUUCUUAAUAAUUAACUUCAUUUUGCUCAAAGGAUAUUCCGUGGCAGACAAAUAGUGAGGACCAACUGUCUGAGAAAAGUCCUGAUUACUCCUUGAUAAAUUACACUCCAUAUUCGAGAAUACAAACCAAAAUUUAAACACAUUUCCAAAACCCUCAUAUGAAGUGGGAAGCUAUGUGAAUAUCUAGUUUGUUCACCAUAAAGUGAGCACUUCUCUAUUCGUUAUCACAUCCUUUAUUCCAUUCAAAUGUUAACAAAUGUGUGUUCCUAAAGCUCAACGUGCAAAUAUCUAACAUGACCAAAUCUCGAUCAUAUCUCUGUUGUCACUGUAUUAUUAGCACUGUUUCUUGUAUUGCCUGUUCAUUUCCCUUAACAAUGAUGUCUUAUUUGUAAGGAUAAUGUAUUUGUGGGAUGAGCAGCACAGCUGAUUAUGUGGGUGGGGUCCCAAGUGAAAUGUGCCAAAUGUCCAAGCCAAUGUCAAACAGUGUAUUCUCCUGUUGAUUUUGACUAUUGUUUUGAGUUGCUUGGGGGAUUGGAUGCAUUUUGAAUGGCACCGCGUGACCAGGCUGCUGACCAGGCUGCUGACCAGCUUGAGGAGGAGGUGCCAGGCUGUUGUGGCUGUGUAUGGUUCUUCCACCCACCACUGAGGCUCCUGACUGUUCAAUGAAUAAAGCAUACAAUUAGCAAUA